UGCUUGAGGGACGCGAGCCGGGGGGGGAGGUGAAGAGAGUGACGCCGCCGACGCCGGCCAUCGGUAGCCAUGGCAACCAGAGCGGCCUGCCACUGUGGGGAGCGAGGCAGGCCCAGCCUGGCAGCUCGCGUGAAAGCCAAGCCGCAGGGAAAAGGAAGCCCGUGGGCUCCGGUGGCUCACCAGCGCUUUUACCACCGUGAUGACCAGCUGGGCAGACAGCUCUAAGACGUGUGUAGCAGAGCAGAUGGAGCUGAUCUGGAAUGGCAGUGGCUCCAACCCAGACUAUUCGGAAGAUACGUUUGAGUCAUUUAGUGAAGGAGAGGAAGAAACCUGUAGGCAGUAUGAGGAUGACCCAUUUGAAUCUUAUUACUCUGGAGAAGAAUCGGAGUGGCCUGUUGUAACCGAUCCAUCUGAAAGCACAUGGCAAUCAUCAAGUCAAACUGACGAAGGAGAGGGGCCAGAGUUUUUGGAUCCUACAGGGAAAGAUUUGACUAGAAGAUGGAUCAGCCUUCUGAAAGACAACAGAACUGACACAAAGAGAGUCAAACCUGCCAUUGUUCAAGGUGCAGCGUUGACAGGCAUUCGUUCGGUAUCUAAGAAAGAACGGGGAGCUCUACGAUCUUUUUGUGCUAUGAAGAUUAACCAGCUCUGUCAUCUGAGGAGUUCAGGGCCGUUGAAGGGGAUCAAGCAUAAUGUUCAGAAACAUGAGUUCACUUCAGAGAAACCAACAGAUCUGAACUGUAUCGUUCCUGAUCAGUUAGUGAGCAGGCUCCAUCUGAAAAAUAUCACGGAGACAAUGAAACAGCUGGCAGAAGUUGAAAUCCAUCAGCCUUCACGAUGCCCCCAUUGCCAGAAGAAAACAGAAGAGCUGGCCCAAGCAGCCUUCCUCCGACGAAAGAAAACUCUGGUAGAAGGAGUUCUGCUUCAAGAGAAGCUGGAAGAGCUACUCUACACUCAAGACUCUCUCACACUUAUUGGAGAAAUACACAAAAGCCUUCCUAAGCUUUCAGAAGAUCCCAGGAGCAUAUGGCGGGAACUGAACGAGAGAGGUCUGGAAGCGUAGAGUCUGAUUGUGUUGGAAUGCUAAUCAAAGUGGAAGCGACAAAGUUGAUUGUACAUACAGUGCACAAGAAAGCAAAUAGCCUUUGCGAUAUUGACACUGUCUUACCCUUGUCCGGGGUCCAACUCUGCGUCCUGUCUCACUGCAAAGAGAGCAAUGUGCUAUCGACUAACUCAAAACAUUUUUCAAAUUCUGAAGGGUGAUUUUUUAAAAUCAUUAUUCUGACAAGCCAUCAGUAUUGGUUUUUGUGAAUUUUCCUUUUCAAGGUUUGGGAGCAGCUCACAGCUGCUUCCACCGGUAAGGAAAACAAAUGACUCUAUUUUUUCCAGACAGGGAGGUGUAAUUACUGGGUUUCAGCUCAAUCUGUGCCUGCUGCUGUUUGUUAAAUUGAAAGCUGGAGGGCCAGGUAGAAGAAAAGAAAAAGAAGCUUGCAGAGGAGCAGUGAAAGAGGUAAAGUGCAGUGGUUUUAUAUCCCCGAAAACCAUCACAAUAUGAACUGGAAUUAAUAUGAACUGGAAUUAAACCCUAACCCAGAGGAUUCCAAGACAGCAAGCAGUGAUAUUAAAUUAGUAAUGUCAGACUGUGGAUACUGAGGUGGAGAGAGCAUAAAACCACUGAUAAAUUGGUAAUAAAAUCUCCAGAUAUAGA
This is a messenger RNA of Hemicordylus capensis (graceful crag lizard), 1708 nucleotides long. RefSeq names its product chromosome 11 C8orf48 homolog (gene C11H8orf48). The transcript has 6 exons. Bases 200 to 1063 code for a protein of 287 amino acids. Lineage: Eukaryota; Metazoa; Chordata; Lepidosauria; Squamata; Cordylidae. The record is from RefSeq and is a predicted model, not a curated record.